Messenger RNA from Centruroides sculpturatus (bark scorpion), 1495 nucleotides. Its product is annotated as protein CutA homolog. Bases 866 to 1315 code for a protein of 149 amino acids. The record is from RefSeq and is a predicted model, not a curated record. Gene Ontology annotation, molecular function: copper ion binding. Gene Ontology annotation, biological process: response to metal ion. The transcript is spliced from 9 exons. Lineage: Eukaryota; Metazoa; Arthropoda; Arachnida; Scorpiones; Buthidae.
AUAUUUACUGAUGAGUAUGUAUGUUAAGGAUAAAUUAACAUGGAAACUCUUGACCCUAUUCACGUGAUAAUAAGGUUACACGUGCUUCGUUUACAUCAUAUUUGAACACGCUUCUAAGUAUGGUAAUUUGUCUUAGUAAACGUUUUUCUGGUUUUAAAUGACUUUUCUUUGGAAUAUAAUGAAACACGUGCUGUAAAAUUUUAAUGCCGUACGAGUGGAAAAUAUAACAGGAAAAUAAUAAUGAUACUAUGCUGGUUAGGUGUAUAUCUUGUAUGCAGCUUGGUAUCAAUAGUGUUGCGUUAUCCUACGGACAAAAGGCCCCAAGUCAAUCUUUUAUAACAAUAUUUAACCCCCUUAAAAUCUUCUCAAAGAUAAGUGUGUAAAUUAAACACUGUUCGGAGUUCCCAGAUUCAAAUUUCCCGGGCGUCCGCGAAGCUAUAAGGUACCGCUGCUUAUCGGAGCUUCAGUUCGUACCCGUAGGAGUUAAAAAGUCAAAGGAACCGAUGGUCUAUCCUUUGUAAGAUAUCCUGAAAUCGACCUAUCGUGUUGGUUACUUUGACUUUUUACUCUUAAGGUAUGGUCUACGGUUCCAAUAAGGUCCCAACUGCCUCGUUAGGAGCUGCAUUUGUAGCAAAUUGCAUACAUACUCUACAAAUUAUCUAAAGUUAACUUCUACUGAAGGGUGUCUUGACUGGUAAAGCUGCUUUAGCAUGCAAUGCACCCAAAAUAUCCAAUAUCUGCAGUCAUGUUUUACCAGAAGCGAUUGUUUUGGCGAUUCGAGCCAUGAAUACUAAUGCUACAAAACCGCUGAAACGAUUACUGAUAUUUGCUAAUUAAUUGGAGUUGUAUCCUCAGUUAUUGUUCAAUGAUUCUGAGAAGAUACCUGGGAAUAAUUUUGAUUAUUCCCGUUUGUUUAUUUAUGCCAAAUUUGUUUCGAUUUGCAAGACAUUUCAGCACAAUGGCAAGUAAUGCAUCCUCUUACGUACCAGGUACACAUUCGAUUGCUUAUGUUACCGUGCCUAAUGAUGAAGUUGCCAAAAAACUUGCCGAUGGUUUAGUUUCAAAGAAACUUGCUGCUUGUGUGAAUGUCAUACCAAAUAUAUAUUCUGUGUACGAAUGGAAGAAUGAAAUUCAGAAAGAUCCCGAACUUUUAUUGAUGAUAAAGACAAGAUCUUCCAGAUUAGAAGAAUUAACCACGUAUGUCAGAGAAAAUCAUCCUUAUGAAGUGUGCGAGGUUAUUUCUGUACCGAUUCAGCAAGGAAAUCUGCCUUAUUUGCAGUGGAUAGGAGAUAUUGUUCCCGAGAAAUCGAGUUAAGUUUAAUUUCUUCUGAAAUAUUUAUCACAAGAUAUUAAUGCCCCCACACACAGAAUUUUUUUUCUUUUUUGGGAGGGUCAAAUCUGAAACGAUUCCAACACUUUCCCUUAUGUGUACAUAAAAGAAUAAACAUUGUUUAUCUGGGAUACCAAAUGGCAUAUGUUGGUAAUAUUCUAAACU